AUGCUAGGCUUGGGGCGUCCUCAAUUGAAAGCGCGGCCGUCCUUGUUGGAACUAAUCACGAAGCAUACGUUGACACAACCAUCACCGCCCGCCGAGCUGCCACCGCUUCCAGACUCGCCCUCCUCAACUACCUCCACCCACUCUGUGUCUCCCCCUUCCACGCAGGCUUCUUCAAUUAUGACUUCAGACAAUCCUGAAACCCAUGGCAAGGUCUUCUCGGUCUCCGGCCCCGUCGUCGUGGCCGAGAACAUGAUCGGUUGUGCCAUGUACGAGUUGUGCCGGGUUGGUCACGACCUGCUUGUCGGCGAGGUCAUUCGUAUCGAAGCCGAUAAAGCCACGAUUCAGGUUUACGAAGAGACAGAUGGUUUGACCGUCGGCGACCCCGUUACAAGGACAGGAAAGCCUCUCUCCGUCGAGUUGGGCCCCGGUCUGAUGGAAACAAUUUACGAUGGUAUCCAGCGACCCCUCAAGGCCAUCUCCGACCAGUCCAAGGGUAUCUACAUUCCCCGUGGUAUUACCGUGAAUGCAUUGGACCGCGAGCGCAAGUGGGACUACAAGCCUACUAACUUCAAGGUCGGCGACCACAUUACUGGUGGUGAUAUUUGGGGUAGCGUGUUCGAGAACAGUUUGGUGAACGACCACAAGAUCCUGCUGCCUCCUCGGGCACGGGGUACCAUUACCCGUAUUGCGCCUGCCGGUAGCCACACCGUCGAUGAGAAGCUUCUGGAGAUUGAGUUUGAAGGCAAGAAGACAGAGUACGGCAUGAUGCAGACCUGGCCCGUUCGUGUCCCCCGCCCAGUCAACGACAGACUGUCCGCCGAUGCGCCCUUCAUCGUCGGCCAGAGAGUGCUGGAUGCUCUCUUCCCCAGUGUCCAGGGAGGUACUGUCUGUAUUCCUGGUGCUUUCGGAUGUGGAAAGACUGUCAUUUCCCAGAGUGUGUCCAAGUUCUCGAACAGUGAUAUCAUCGUCUACGUCGGUUGCGGUGAGCGCGGUAACGAGAUGGCUGAAGUCUUGAUGGAUUUCCCCGAGCUUUCUAUUGACGUCGAUGGCCGCAAGGAGCCCAUCAUGAAGCGUACCUGUCUGAUCGCCAACACCUCCAACAUGCCCGUCGCUGCUCGUGAGGCUUCCAUUUACACCGGUAUCACCAUCGCCGAAUACUUCCGUGACCAGGGAAAGAACGUGGCUAUGAUGGCAGACUCUAGUUCCCGCUGGGCUGAGGCUCUUCGUGAGAUUUCGGGUCGUCUGGGUGAAAUGCCUGCUGACCAGGGUUUCCCUGCGUACCUGGGAGCCAAGCUGGCUUCCUUCUACGAACGUGCUGGCAAGAGCAGCGCUCUCGGUAGCCCCGAGCGUGUGGGCAGUGUCAGCAUCGUCGGUGCUGUCAGCCCGCCCGGUGGUGAUUUCUCCGAUCCCGUCACUAGCAGUACCCUGGGUAUUGUCCAGGUCUUCUGGGGUCUGGACAAGAAGCUGGCGCAGCGCAAGCAUUUCCCUUCAGUCAACACCUCCAUCUCCUACAGCAAGUACAACGCGGUCUUGGAUAAGUACUACGAAAAGGAUCACCCCGAAUUCCCUCGUCUCCGUGAUCAAAUUCGUGAACUGCUGGCCAAGUCCGAGGACCUGGACCAGGUUGUCCAGUUGGUCGGAAAGUCCGCCCUUGGUGACUCGGAUAAGAUUACGCUGGACGUGGCCAGUUUGGUCAAGGAUGACUUCCUGCAGCAGAAUGGAUACAGUGAUUACGAUCAGUUCUGCCCUUUGUGGAAGACCGAGUAUAUGAUGAAGGCCUUCAUGGGCUACCACAACGAGGCCCAGAAAGCCAUUGCUCAGGGCCAGAACUGGAACAAGGUCCGUGAUGCCACCGCAGACCUUCAAAGUGCUCUGCGGAGCAUGAAGUUCGAGGUGCCCGAUAAUGAGGCGGAGAUCUCAGCCAAGUACGAGAAGAUCCUCCAGUCCAUGACGGAGCGGUUUGCUUCUGUCUCCGAUGAGUGA
Molecule: messenger RNA, 1983 nt
Organism: Penicillium soppii
Lineage: Eukaryota; Fungi; Ascomycota; Eurotiomycetes; Eurotiales; Aspergillaceae
Product: H(+)-transporting V1 sector ATPase subunit A
Exons: 4
Coding region: 1-1983 (660 amino acids)
Biological process (GO): proton transmembrane transport; ATP metabolic process
Cellular component (GO): proton-transporting V-type ATPase, V1 domain; fungal-type vacuole membrane
Molecular function (GO): proton-transporting ATPase activity, rotational mechanism; ATP binding; ATP hydrolysis activity
Source: RefSeq, a predicted model, not a curated record